AUGCAUUUUUCAUAUCACACUGUUUAUUCUGUUUUUAUCUUGGCAUUAUUUAUUUUUUAUAACCCAACGCUAUGUCAUGAAUUGUUCAAGUACACUCCAGAAGAACUUAUAGACAGAGACUUAUUUCAUCUUCAAAAAGCAAGGAUCGCCUUUUCUCUUAAUAUUAAACCCAUAACUUAUCCCGAUAAGUGUGAAUUAAAACAAUUAAAUUUGAUCAGUAGACACGGAUCGAGAUAUCCAGAUCCAGAUGAUUAUGUUGCCUACGGAAAAUUGGAAAAAGUAUUUGCUAAUGUUCCUGUUGCAAAAAAUUGGGUAUUUCAAAUGGUCAAACGAGGAGAACUCGAAAUGUUUUACGAUGGCUUGCAAUCUCGUAAAAGAUAUUCAAAAUUUUGGAAAGGAGUUAAAUAUGACCCUGAAGUUAUAAAAUUUCAAAGUUCAGCUACUUCAAGAGCCGGUGCAUCGUCAAUGGCUUAUUCCGAAGGAUUAUUCAAUGGCAAAGGCUCUUUAGACACUUGUAAAAGUCAGCCUGUAUACACUUCGUCUAUACCAGAGAUGCAAGAUGGGGUAUUGGUACCAUGGAUUUCCUGCACACGUUGGUUUAACACUGUUUAUUCUAAUAACAGUUUGUUCGACGAACAAAGUUAUAUAUAUGGCAACAAUACUCUAGCACCAAUUGCUGAGCGUAUUUCCAAAGCACACGGUAUAAACCCACCUCUUGAUCCACGUUUGGUACCAUUUAUUUUUACUAAUUGCCAAUUUUAUAUCGCUGUUUAUAAUCGAACUGACACAUGGUGUACAUUGCUGAAACCUGACGAGUUUCUAUUAAUACGAUAUUAUUGGGAUAUGCGUGUAUAUUAUUUAUUACAAUAUGGUAAUCCUAUGAAUAGACAAGUGGGCUGUGCCUACAUUACUCAACUUGUAAAUGAAGUUGAUAGUUAUUUAAAUGGGACAUCUCCUACGAUAGCUAAUCUAAAGUUUGCCCAUUCCUAUACUAUGCUUAUGAUUUUUACUUCAAUGGGAUUAUUGAAAGAAGAACGCCCACUCACGGCAGAUUUCACCCUUGAAGAAAUUAAAAAAGUCAAAAAAACAGAAUUUGUAGCACUACACUGGGGCAGCACGUUCUAUUUAGAGGUAUAUACUUGUCCAGAGGGUAAAGCAUCAAUACGAGCAGUUCUUAAUUAUAAACCGCUUCUGAUUCCUGAAUGGUGUCUACACUCACAAAACCAUAUUCCUCUCACCGACUUAAUCAUAACUGAAAAAGCUAGAUCAUUUGCAAAAUUGCUUAAUAUUCCUGAUGAUGCAUUGACAUUUUCUUCUGGGUGGCUUCAAAGCUUUAAAAACAGAAACAAUUUGAAAAGAUAUCAAUUGCAUGGAGAAAGUGGAUCAGCUGAUACCAAUGCAAUUGAAAAUGCACUUCCUGAUUUAAAAGCAAUUAUUAGCUCCUUUAGACCUGAAUGUGUAUAUAAUAUGGAUGAAACAGGACUACUUGAACCUGACACAACUCUAGCAACAAAACAACUUGAGGGAAAAAAAAAGGACAAGGAACAUUUGACUGUUGUGCUCUGUUGCAAUGCUGAUGGAACUGAUAAACUUCCACCUCUCAUUAUUGGAAAAUUUUUAAAACCUCAGUGUAUGAAAAAUGUUAAUAUGAAUAAUCUUGGAAUUACCUAUAGAGCAAAUACUAAAGCAUGGAUGACAGCAGUUUUAUUUCAAGAAUGGUUAAGACUAUUUGAUCAAAGAAUGAGUGGUAGAAAGGUGUUAUUAUUACUUGACAAUGCACCUUGUCAUAUAAUUGAAGGGGUAGAAUUGAAAAAUACACAGAUUAAGUUCUUACCACCAAACUCCACAUCAAAGAUUCAACCUUGUGAUGCUGGAAUUAUUGCAUCUUUCAAGAAACAUUACCAUCGUCAAUUUGUAAAUCACCUUCUUGAAAAGUUUGAGGAUAAUGAACAGGUUGCCAAACUUAAUGUUUUAGAAGCUAUACUAUUCAUUAAAACAGCUUGGAGAGAUGAUGUUACAAUAAAUACCAUUGCCAAUUGUUGGAAGCAUACUGGUAUUAUUAAAUUUGAUAAUAAUGAAGAGACAGAGCAAGGAGAUGAAAUAAUUCCUGAUAUAGAAAAAAAUAUUAAAGCCUUAAGAAGAUUUUUGAAUCCUGUUAAAGAAAAUGAAAUAGAAGAACCUGUAGAAGAGGAGACAAUUAUUCAAUUAAUUCAAGAAGAAGGUAAUGAAAAUCAGAAUGAUGAAGAUGAUGAAGGAAAUGAGUUACCUGUUAUUUCUGCUAAGGAAGGAUUAGAAGCUUUAGAAAAAGUCAUGACAUUCUUGUUGCAGCAGUCUAGAGAUUGUUCAGAUGAAAUUAAAAAGUUGGCUAGUGUAAAACUCGAUAAGAUGACUGGGCAUGAUAUUGAGAACACGUGA
Entrophospora sp. SA101 is the source of this 2415-nucleotide messenger RNA. The record is from the annotation of a GenBank genome assembly. Lineage: Eukaryota; Fungi; Glomeromycota; Glomeromycetes; Entrophosporales; Entrophosporaceae.